CUUCCGAAUUCUAGAGAGGUGACAGUGUGAAAUGACUACUAUUUGAUGGCACAUUCGAGAUCGAUGACUUUGUCAUUGGUGUCAAUGCGAGUUCGGAGUGAGCCGAUCAGCUGAUCUGUCGCCGUUUAUAUUAAAGUUGGCUACCGUGGAGCUGCUACAGCGAUCGGACGAAGCAUUCCACUUUUAUAUCGAUUGGAGUCAUUCUCAGCACAUUUUUAUUGUAUUAAAAUACGAAUGUACUGAUUGUACAGUCAAAUGUCUUGGUUUAAAAUUUUCGUUUGACUCAUUUAAAGUUUCUCCAAUUCUGUAUAGAUUGAAUCGCCAUUUAAACUUGUAUCGGGCCUAAAUCUAGUAUGGACGUUGAAGACUGCAAUGGGCAGUCGAACAUGUCAGUCAGUGGAGACUCUUCAAUGGAAAGAGAGUUUUCUGGGGGCCUCGGCGGUCCAACAGUAAGCACCCCAAACAGCAAGGAAACCUCACCUCAUCGCUCCCUCAGUGUCAAUUCCAUUAAAGUGGAAUUGUACAGCGAUGAAGAUCCCGGUCCCAGUAAUGACGACGAGCAUGUGGAACGUGUAGCGGAAGGAGGUGUGGAUCAGGGAGCGGAGGCGCCUGGUUACAGGGAGCUUGCCAAUCAUGACAACAUCAGACUGCCCAAUGGGAAGCUCAAGUGUGACAUCUGUGGAAUGAUUUGCAUUGGGCCCAAUGUUCUCAUGGUGCACAAACGGAGCCACACAGGUGAGCGGCCAUUCCAAUGCAAUCAGUGUGGUGCCUCCUUUACUCAAAAAGGAAACCUCCUCCGUCACAUCAAGCUGCACUCUGGAGAGAAGCCCUUUAAAUGUCCUCUGUGCAGCUACGCCUGUAGAAGAAGAGACGCGCUCUCUGGCCAUCUUCGCACUCACGCCGUAUCCUCUCCAACUGUUGGGAAGCCAUAUAAGUGCAGUUACUGUGGUCGCAGUUACAAACAGCAGAGCACUUUGGAGGAGCACCUUGAACGCUGCUACAACUACUUACAGAGCGUGGAGUCAAAGCAACCAAACAGUGCUCAGCAUCUAGGAGAGGAGAUUAGGGAGAUGGAUUACAUACCAGACUCCCCGCUUCAUACCUCCUCAGACAAGCUGACAUUUGUUGAUCGGCUUGCCGGCAACGUCACCAAACGCAAAAGAUCCAUGCCACAAAAAUUUGAAGGACAGAAGCACAUACGUCGUGGAAAUGCACCUUACGAGCUUAGUGCUGCUUUGGACAAAGAUGGAGAGGCGCAUCCAGGAGACCCGGAAGGUUUACACGUUCCUGGAGGAGAGUACGCAGGCACAGCAGGCAGUGGAGGACCAGGAGGGGGGAUGGCAGACACACCCCGACCUCUUCAUCACCCCACCACUCACCCGUCAUGUUUAUCUGAAUUCCGAUCGAUGCACGGCGCAGCUUACGCACCUGGCGCUCUCGGCCUAAGACUGGACUGCACGGGGACCUGUGCAGUCCUGGGGGGCGCGGGUGUGGGGAGAAGGGAGGCGGCGGAGGGCCAUGAAGAUCUGCCCAUGGGUCGAAGUCAGGCAACCUCCCCCAGCAACGGUUGCCAGGACUCUACGGACACGGAAAGCAUGCCGGAUGAACCCUGCAACACCACCGCUCCGGCCCCGAACAUGCACAGGAACAACGGGCAUCAUCUCCACAACGCCGCUCCUAUUCCGCACUACAAGAUUUGGGACAGGCACAGCCCCGGCCACGCCAAAGACAGGGAGAUGAAAAGAGAGGAUGGAGUUAACCAUGCGCCCCCUGCCCCCGGCCUCCCCCCAAUGCCCAGUUCCCCUACGGCACCCUCGUCCACCUCGAGGGAGACUCUACGAGUGGUCGACGGCGAAGGGCGAACGGUGCGCUGCUUCCGAUGUGACCACUGCCAGAUGCUCUUUCUGGACCACGUCAUGUUUACCAUCCACAUGGGCUGCCAUGGAUUUCGCCAGCCUUUCGAGUGUAACAUCUGUGGCCACAGGAGCCAAGACCGCUACGAGUUUUCUUCACACAUCGUCCGUGGAGAGCACAUCCUGGACUGAGGAACAGUCCUGACGAGCUCAGCCUGGCUUGGUUUGGUCUGCACAGCACAAAGCAAACCUAUUAUUUAUCAUAAUGCACUUUGAAAAUGUCUUUAAACAUGCACUUUUCCCAUCCACACAUGUGCCUUGCGCCCAUAUUCAGGAUUCCCGCCUGAUGCACAUCCUGUGGUUGACCAAUCCGACCUGAAAACUCUUCAGCACUUUAACAGAUUCUUCAUCUAAAAAAAAAGGAAAAUGUGAAGACCACCUCAUUUGAAGAAAUAUUAACUUCCACGGUCAAGUUUAAGUCCUUCUUUUAAGUGCAGACCAAAUCCGAGAGCCAGGUCAAAGUCCACAAGAUGGGUUUUAAAAGUUGUCUGUGAAGCAUAAAUGCACUUUUUGUUUUGUAUCUAGUGGUGGAGUGAUGGAAUUGAGUGUAUGGAUGUGAGACGCCCUUUAUUUUGUGAAAUAUCAAGUCUAAUGUGGAAAAAUGAAGGCCUUUACUUGGAUGACUUGUCUUAGGUGUCUGUUUUCUGUUCUAUAAAUGCUUUUGUUGCACUGAUACAUGUCAGAAUAACCUGAUUAUAUUAAACUUGUAGAAUACA
Syngnathoides biaculeatus (alligator pipefish) is the source of this 2629-nucleotide messenger RNA. RefSeq names its product zinc finger protein Eos-like. The record is from RefSeq and is a predicted model, not a curated record. Bases 354 to 2045 code for a protein of 563 amino acids. Lineage: Eukaryota; Metazoa; Chordata; Actinopteri; Syngnathiformes; Syngnathidae. The transcript is spliced from 8 exons. Gene Ontology annotation, molecular function: RNA polymerase II cis-regulatory region sequence-specific DNA binding; DNA-binding transcription factor activity. Gene Ontology annotation, biological process: regulation of transcription by RNA polymerase II.